Molecule: messenger RNA, 2734 nt
Organism: Hylaeus anthracinus
Lineage: Eukaryota; Metazoa; Arthropoda; Insecta; Hymenoptera; Colletidae
Gene: Adck1
Product: aarF domain-containing kinase 1
Exons: 2
Coding region: 567-2135 (522 amino acids)
Biological process (GO): protein phosphorylation; mitochondrion organization; lipid homeostasis
Cellular component (GO): mitochondrial inner membrane
Molecular function (GO): protein kinase activity; ATP binding
Source: RefSeq, a predicted model, not a curated record
UCGAAGUAAUUGUAGAACUUGAAUUAAGGAAUUUCAUUCAUGAAAUUUGAUAUUUUGUACAAGUUUUAACAUUUUAACAAAAGACAACACAUUUAAUAAUUUGCAUGAAAUAUUAAAUACGCUCAUUGUUUAAUAUAUUUUAUACAAUGAUAAUAUGAAGAGAUUUUCGACUAUAAGGUGAUAGAUGUUUAUGCAAAUUUUCCGCUAUUCCACGUGAGUAAAGGUUAAUCACGUUCACGUGUGAAUGGAAACAGGUUAUGAUGUCACUUUUCCAAAAAAAACAAAUAUGUAAGGAAAUAUUUGCUGAAAUUAAGUGGAUAUUUUUGCAGCAAAAAUAAAAAGAUUAAAACAUCGUAUCAAGUACUAUUUCGUAAUACAGCUUUUCUAAAACGUUCUCCAUGUGUAAAUAGUUUAGGUUAUUACAUGGUCAUCAAAUUUGUAAGCAAUUUUUGAUUUACAAAAUGAAUAUAUAUUACAUAACUUUCUGUCCUUAAUAUAAUAUAAAUCGUGUAAGAAAGAUUUCUCAAAGCAAGCAGAACUUCAACUAUUUUGUAUGUAAAAUCACAAUGUUUAUGUCCAAGAGAUUUUUAAAAACAACUGCACUUGGAGUAAUUGGAUUAGGCACUUUGGCAUCUCUGAGAGCAAAUGAAUACGAUUUGGGAUCUAUAGGUAUUGUACGACUAGGACGUGCUGCACUUACUGUUUUUAUAAUAGGCAGACAUUAUCAAAGUGAAUUAUAUUCAACUAAAUUAGACAGAAAUAGUCCAGAAUAUCGAGAUUUAAAAUCAAAAACUCACAAGUACGGAGCAGAAAAACUUUUAGAGCUCUGCUGUGCCAAUAAAGGUGUCUAUAUAAAAGUUGGUCAACAUAUUGGUGCUUUAGAUUAUCUAUUACCACCUGAAUAUGUUAAUACUAUGCGAGUAUUGCAUAGUUCUGCACCCCAAUCAUCUUUUAAAGAUGUACUUACAGUAAUUAAAGAAGACUUCAAGAAAGAUCCAUACGACAUAUUUGAGAGUAUUGACCCUAAACCUUUAGGCACUGCCAGUUUAGCACAAGUUCAUAGAGCUGUAUUAAAAGAUGGUAAUGUUGUUGCCAUUAAAAUUCAACAUCGUGCAGUCAAAACAAAUUCUUAUGUGGAUAUAAAGACUAUGGCAGCUUUAGUAAAAAUGACAUCAUUAGUCUUUCCUGACUUUAAAUUUGAUUGGCUUGUUGAUGAAACCAAGAAGAACAUUCCUAGAGAAUUGGACUUUACACAAGAAGGGAAAAAUGCUGAAAAAAUUCAAAGCAUAUUUUCACAUUAUCAUUGGUUGAAAAUACCUAAAAUAUAUUGGGAUCUUUCAUCGCGUCGUGUUCUGACAAUGGAAUUUGUAGAAGGUGGACAAGUGAAUGAUUUGAAAUAUAUUCAAAACAAUAAUUUAAAUCCUUAUGAAGUCAGCAGCAAAUUGGGUCGACUUUAUAGUCAUAUGAUAUUUAUCGUGGGUUUUGUACACUCUGAUCCACACCCUGGUAAUGUUUUAGUCAGAAAAAAAGAUAAUGAAGCAGAAAUAAUACUUUUGGAUCAUGGAUUGUAUGCAAACCUUUCUAACGAGUUUCGAGUGGAAUACUCUAAACUUUGGUUGGCUAUAUUAGAUGGAGAUAAGGUUGCAAUGCAGUUGCAUUGUGCAAAAUUAGGUGUACCAGACUUAUAUGGUCUACUAGCUUGUAUGGUAUCAGGCAGAUCUUGGAAUACAAUUAUGUCUGGUGUACAAAAAACCCAAUACGAUUCGCAAGAGAAAGAAGAAUUUCAAAAGGAAAUACCAAAUUUAUUACCACAAAUUAGCGAUGUACUAGAAAGAGUAAAUAGACAAAUGUUAUUGAUUCUUAAAACAAACGACCUUAUACGCUGCAUCGAAUAUUCUUUGAAUACAGAAUCUAGAAAGUCAGGAAUGAUGGAAAUGUCAAAAUGUUGUAUAAAUUCUGUGUACGACGAGAAAUUAAAAUCAUGUUCAAAUACAUGGUCAAGAUGGAAACUUUCCAUGUCUAAACAAUGGAUACUUUUCAAAUUAUCACUAUAUUAUGUAUAUUUAGGAGCACUAAGUUUUGACAUAAAAAACUCGAUAGAAUCGCUUAUGAAAAAUGAAUUUUAUGCUUUUUAACAAAAGGUUUUCUUAGGUAAAAUAUAUUUUUAUGUAAAUUAAAUAUGUAACUAAUUGAACACUAUAAUUAAAUAUUUUUUUGGGGAUACACAUUAACCUUAUUCAUUGAAAAAAAUAAUUUUGUGAAAUUUGUAAUUGUUGUUGUUGUAAGAAAAUGUAUUUUUUAUUUAUUUUCAUGCAUUAAAUAGAAAAGAUACAAAGCAAUUAUUUCUAUGUAAAAUUGAAUUGUAUCUCUACAAAAUAAGUACAAAUAUUUAUUGUUCUUUGUUGUUUGUACAAAUCCAUUGUGCCAGUGAAAUAGUCAAAGUGACAUUCGAAUGUUUUCUAUAAAUAUGUAAAUACAUGGGUAUGUUGCUGGUACCCCUUUUGUAUUUUUACUUUAUUGUUCUUUUCGUUAUACAUAAAUAACAUCUGGAUUUUGUUGUUAUUUCAUUACAUGAACAGGGAAUAUGUAUUAUUUUAGUAUCGACUAAAAUUGUUAGUUAUAUUUAUCAAGAAAAUUAUAUAUACAUUAAAUACGUUCGAAAAUAAAUCAUAUGUUUAUUGUAUUGUCUUUUGCACAGUGUAUUAUAUGUCCUGAAUAUUUACUAAUUUCUAAC